CCCGCCUCUUCCUGCCGCCUCGGCGCCGACGCGGUCUGCGCGCUGCUGCAGCUAAGCGCCGAGGUGGCGGGCAUGCGGGCGCUGCUGCUGCUGCUGCGGUGGCGCAGGGGCCUGAGCGCGCACGGCGUCGUGCUCGACCUGUACCCCACCUCGUACUGGCUGCCUCCCGUCGCGCGCCAGCUGAUGCCGCACGCGCGCGUGCGCCAGCUCGAGCUGCAGGCCGAGUGCUCCGUGCUGCGGCAGCUGGUCUCCUCGCGCCUGUCUGCGUACUCGUACUACGACGAGCGCGUCGUCGCGUGGUCCGAGGUGCUGCAAGCGUACGGGAUCGGGCUCAAGGCGAUCGACACCUUUUAUGGCAGGAAGCGCUUCUCGUGCGGCGGUGGCAGCACCCGCGAAGCCUUUCACGGCCUAGAGCGCUUCCCGGAGUGGGCGGUGCGCGACGUCCGGGCACUGCCGCCUCUGCACGCCCUCGCGGGGGCCCUCCUCGAGGAGGAGGGUGAUCGAGUACAAUCUGGUGGUGGAGGCCGCUCUCUGUCUCUCUCUGUCUGGGGUGCAUGUGAGUUGUGA
Molecule: messenger RNA, 567 nt
Organism: Emiliania huxleyi CCMP1516
Lineage: Eukaryota; Haptophyta; Isochrysidales; Noelaerhabdaceae
Exons: 3
Source: RefSeq, a predicted model, not a curated record